Messenger RNA from Carassius carassius (crucian carp), 2358 nucleotides. RefSeq names its product somatostatin receptor type 5-like. Gene Ontology annotation, cellular component: neuron projection; membrane. NCBI's taxonomy places the organism in Eukaryota, Metazoa, Chordata, Actinopteri, Cypriniformes, Cyprinidae. Bases 437 to 1609 code for a protein of 390 amino acids. The record is from RefSeq and is a predicted model, not a curated record. Gene Ontology annotation, biological process: cellular response to glucocorticoid stimulus; neuropeptide signaling pathway; regulation of insulin secretion. Gene Ontology annotation, molecular function: somatostatin receptor activity; neuropeptide binding. The transcript is spliced from 3 exons.
CGCGCGAAGAGAGAGACACCUCUCCACCUGAACCCAGCUGCAUUAGUCAACCCUUCAUGAAGGAAAAAACUACAAGUGUAUUUGGACAUUUAUUAGAUGCUUAAAAACACAUAGCUGUUUAAAUAGUUGACCCAAUUUGGAUGUUUUAGUCAUACAAAGUUGUGUUUUUCUCAAGGAGAAAAAAAGAGGAUUGUUUGCUCACCGCAACAUAACUCAUUAUAGUGAACCAGUUUAAACUGGAGGAUGAAGAUGAUGUGCUGGCUCCUGAUGUUGGAUCUUAGACAGAGACAUAUCCAGUCAUUCAUCGCUGAAACGGAGGAGAGUCUGAUCAGUUAGUGGAAGCGCUCCUGAAACCAGAGGACCAUGCGCUGCUUUUGAGCCCUUUGGUGACACAAAAAUCAACGGUUCCUUGUCAAAUCAGUGCCUGUAUCCAAAUAUGGUGACCCAGGGGCCCAUGUGCAACACCUCAAUCCCAGACUAUACAAACCAGUCCAAUGAAACCACAGAUUCUUCCCUUCAACUGAAUGGGGACUCGAUGUCCGAGGAGGACAGCACGAAGGUCCUGGCCGUAAUCUACGUCGUGGUGUUCAUCGUGGGUUUGACGGGAAACUCUCUGGCCAUUUUCGUGGUCCUGCGCUACACCAAAAUGAAGACGGUCACCAACAUGUACAUCUUAAACCUGGCAGUGGCCGACGAGCUGUACAUCCUGGGACUUCCAUUUCUCACCACCCACAACGUGCUCACCUACUGGCCCUUUGGCAACUUCCUCUGUCGUAUUCUGAUGUGGGCAGACUCCAUCAGUCAAUUUACCAGCACAUUCUGUCUGACAGUAAUGAGCAUUGAUCGCUAUAUGGCUGUGGUGCAUCCCAUCCGCAGCACGAGGUGGCGGCGACCCAGUGUUGCCAAGGUGAUAAAUAGCAUGGUGUGGGCCCUGUCCUGUCUGCUGACACUGCCAGUCAUCAUUUACUGUGACGUUCAGCCGGAGCUCAACACCUGCAACCUGAGCUGGCCUGAACCGCGUGAAUUGUGGUCAACCGCUUUCAUCCUCUACACCGCCAUACUGGGUUUCUUCUGCCCACUUCUAAUCAUCUGCCUGUGUUACCUGCUCAUUGUAAUCAAGGUAAAGUCUGCUGGUGUACGAGCAGGGCUCUCCCAACGCCGUAGGUCUGAGAAGAAAGUGACAAGAAUGGUGGUGAUCAUCGUGGUGGUGUUUGCCCUGUGCUGGCUGCCGUUUUUCUUUCUUAACAUCUUCAACCUGAUCAGCACUCUCCCAGAGAACGGCCUCGUCUCCGGCAUCUACUUUCUCACCGUCAUCCUGACCUACGUCAACAGCUGCGCCAAUCCGCUGCUCUACGGGUUUCUGUCAGACAACUUCAAGAGGAGCUUCAAGCAAGUGCUGUGCAUCCACAGGGUCAACGGGGUCAGCGAAGUUCACCCUGUUCACGCCCGACUCAGCAGGUCCCAGCAGAAUGAGCCCUUCUUCUCUCCAAGAAGCUCUGAUUUCAACGAAAAUGUCCAGAGCGGUCAUUCCACUGGUUUGGAGGCCGAGGCCAGUGCCAAAACAGAAAUCCACCAACUUGGACCAGAAGUGAGCAGCCAGUCCAUAUAAAAGUUGACAGUUGGAUGGAUUUAAUUUUAAUUUUUUACCUUUUUGUUCUGUUUGAGUCAGUUGUCCAAUUAAGUAAAUACGAUUGGACUUGUGGUCAAAAUAUACGGCUUUAUAAAAAGUUCUUCUUGUCUAUGCCUAGAUCAAACACUCUCUGGAGCAGAUAGACAAUACAUUUUCAUAUAAAUAUCAAUCUGUGAUGAGAAGAUAUCAGUGAUGUUAUAUAUAUGACUGUAACUAUGUAUUAUAAUGGCAAAUGGCUCAUCAUAUUGUUCAGCAUGACUGAACGAACCUGGGAAACUGUUCAUCCAUGACCUUUGAACCAAUCUGGAGAGAGGAAGUGGUUUCUGCCGUUACAUUUUGAUUUAUCAGUGGUCGCUUGGUGGUGGUUCUGACUAUUUUCACUCUCGAACAAGCUCUCAUGGUGGAUUUCUGGAUUUCAAAGUGUGUGAUACACAAAUUCCCAGACUUACAUUUCACAAGGGAUUUGGUGGAAAUUCCAAACAGCCGAUUUAUUAAAGGCAGAAUGUCUUAUGAUGGAUGAAGAAGUAGUUGCAGCUGAAGCAAUGGUCAAAACAUCCUGAGAGCAGGAAGGAGCUGCACAGGCAGAAAUCAACAUGUUUUUUUAGUCGAGGUGGAUAUAAUGUACCUGUAUUAUGCUACCUUUGUCUUUAUGUUGUUUGUAUCAUUCCUAAUAAACCUGAACUACAGGAUUACAAUACGUUACAGAUCAAAACACGGGAGUCUUGUGA